AUGACGGCUGCAUCGUGCAAGUGAGUGUUUUGCUCCAGGGAUCUUCUUUUAGAACUAAACGUCACAGUUCUUUUAUUGGACAAUGAAUAUUAUUUGAGUGUCAAGACCUCAAAUGUAGGAAUGAUGUCGAAUGUUUGAUGCGGUUUGGUUUAAGUCCGAAUAUACGCGUGCAGGAACUGUAGAAGCUCGGGUCUAACUGCAGUGACUGGCGCUGUUUGAAACACCACAUGGUGGUGUUAAAAGCAAUGUUUGGAAACGCUAGCCCUGUACUCGCGCCGUUUCUCAAACAGCUAGAUACCUCUGCUGUCGAAGUUUUUAACUGCUGUUUGUGGAACAUUCAUAAGCAGGGUGCAGAGGGAAAGGUGGGCCGAGGCAAUUGCUUUUAGCAAAACCAUGUGGACGAUGCGUCGCAAAGUUUGGAAUUUCCACACUGUUAGUGCCGGCGCUGCAUUGACUAACAGAGAACAAGUCAUUAUUAGAGAGAGUAAUCAGCAUAACCCAGAUGUCCCAGAUGUUGCAAUGAAUGGCAACACUGUAGAACAAGGGACUUUGACACAGCCUCGUAGCUGGAAAGAGUUCUGUGAGCUGCAUGCCCAUGCCACUGCCGCGGAGCUUGCUAGGCAGUAUUUGCUAUUUGCAAAUGAAAAUCCAAGUCACGACACACAGGGGCCUGAAAACUUUUCUUUACAAUUCACAGAUCUCUUUCAACAGUACUUCAGAAAUGAGGUAAAAGAGGGACUUGCUCUGAAUAGGUGUACCAUUGUGCCCUUCACAGGAGUACAGGAUUACAGGGAAACAAGUAGGAAAUCUACCGAUGGCUCUUCUGGUCUGGUUUUACCGAAGAUGGAAACUGAGGUGAACAGUGUUGAACAAACUGAAAGGAGUUCUGAUGCUAAUCUCCCAUUUUCAUCAAAGUCACGAAGUUCUGAAGAUGUUUCAGUUUCUGCUUGCCCUUCACUUGAACGACCCAAAACUUUGAGUCAGUUUACAAGAAAUGUAAAAGGCAGUAUACGACGACUGUUCCGAAGAAAAUCAACAGAUGCAAUACCAGUAGAUGGAAAAGAAGAAGCUUCUGGAGAGAUUGGCUCACCUGAAAGGGACUGGUUUAGAAACCUGACUCACAAAUUCCCUUGGCCAAAGACUGUAUAUCGAGAAGAGGUUCAUGACAUCCGCAAGGAAGGUGUUUUAAAUUAUAUGGUGGUGGAUGAUGUAAGCAUGGACAUGGACGCACAGUGGCAAAGGUGUAGGCUGCUUGUGCGAAAGGCAAAGUCAUAUGAAGGUGAUGGAUAUGUACUGGAGUUAUUUGACCCACCAAAGUGCUCAAAACCGAAGCACAGUACUCUUUGCUCUGCAAUUACAGAGAUAAGGAAGUGUACUCAGCUCGAGAUGCCAGACAACAUAAACACUUUCGUACUCAAGGUCAGCAGCUUCUUAGAAGUUAUUUUUGAAGCUUUCAAUGACCAACAGUUGAAUUUAUGGACAACAGAUAUUAGAGAAUGUAUAAACGCAUGGUCUGAUGGAACUGAUGUGGAACUGCUUGCUGCCCCCCACUCUAACAGCAUGCAGACAGUCUCUGUUGAUGGAAGCACAGAUUCUGCACACCAAGGAGCUGCCCAUCAUUGCUCAACAGAACAGCCCUACCAAAAGACGGACCGGCUGUUCUCAUCCUAUGCCUGGUUUCAUGGUCCAAUCUCUCGAUUUAAAGCAGCGCAGCUGGUACAGAUUCCAGGAACUGAGGGUCAUGGCGUGUUUCUUGUGCGUCAGAGUGAAACCCAGCGAGGAGAGUAUGUCCUAACAUUCAACUAUCAAGGGAGAGCCAAGCAUCUCCGACUGCUGGUGACAGAAAGAGGGCAAUGUCUAGUCCAACACUUUUGUUUCCAGUCUGUCACAGAAAUGCUGAACUAUUUUGGAAGGUUUGCAAUACCGUUGGAAUGUGGCACAACCUGUGAAGUCAAACUGUCAAGCUAUGUCGUGGCGUUUCCUCACCAGCAAGGAUCUCAUUCUCCAAUCAAUGCAUCAGUGUUGCCAUUUUCCGUUCACCGCUGGAAUUCUGAACCCAGUCUUGCUCACUUGGGUCCUUCCGGCUGCAAUGCAUCAGAGCCUCUUCUUUCCCGGCCAGCUCCAGAACAGGUAUUCCACAUGGUGCCCCCUGCUGAGGAAUCUCUUCCAGCACUGCGGCGAAGUGGCUCAGUGGUUGUGCCGAUAAGGCACCAACGAGACUCAGACUAUGAAAUUGAAUCGGCUGCCAGAGGUCAUUCCCGGGCCAUUGAUAAUCAGUAUAUGUUUCUUUGAUUCUGUCGCCAAAGACAAGUUGGUACACACAUGUGAAAGUGUGCCAUUAUUAAUUUUUCAACACUGAAACAUUUUCAGGUUUGCUUCAAAAACUGAAUGUAUUUCUGUUUCAGGGAGGUAGACUUAAGAAACCUUCAGGGCAAAUACGUGUUUGCUCUGAAAUGGGCCUCUUCUACAAUUAGGCCUGUUGAAGGGUCUGUUUACAAUAUUAUUAAAUUGUACAGCUUUGAUCUGGAUUUAUCUUUAAAACAUAGAUAUCUUGGAUUAUUAAUUGAAAAUAUAGAAAAUAUGUCCUUCAGUUUAAUUUUGCUUAUGUAAAAAUUGUAUAUGAAUUGAAUAUAAUUUUAAGCAUAUUUCUUUAUAUAUCUGUAUUUCCUGUAACCUUUCUAAAAUUAUUCUAUGAAAUACUUUAACUUAAUUGCUUAACAACAGUAAUAUGCAAUAAAUGAAAAUACAGUUAUUGGGCUUGUUGCAUUUAAAAAUAAUUCUACAACUGUUUUGCUGUGUUUACAAGUUUCAGUUAAAGUAGAUUUCUUUAACUAGGAUAUACUCAUACUUUGUGCUUUUGUGCUUUUCAUUUAAAGCUUAACUGACAGUUCAGUUAUGUACUAGUAAUUCGAGUGCUCAAGUUAGAUUGUGAACACUACGGUGAUCUAAUUUUGGUGAUUUUUUUUGGUUUUGAAAAAUUACAGGAUACAGCUGAUGUCUUAUUUUCCAUUAUGAUAUUAGCAGAGAAUUUCCCAUUAUGGGAUUAAGUACAUAGUUUCAGAUAGAAUUAUAUGAACAAAUCUCCUGCAUUGCUGCUACUAGGAGGCUUCAUCAAGGCAGGAAUAUCAUGCCUUAAAAUGGAAUGCAGGUACAGGUCUUUCUAAAGGAAGAAGUCUGAAAAAUGGUGGAUUUGCAUGCAGGAUAGGUUGCACAUAGGAAAUCUGGCUUGCUGAAACUGCGGAGGCUAAAAAUACAGCGAUGGAGGGAGGAACAGUUAAUAUUUUCAAUCAGAAAAAUGACUGUCUUUGCAUUUUGUAAUCAAGUUAAUUAAGAAUUUGUACACAGUGAGGAACUGAUAAUUGUUUGAGAAAGAUCAUUGGCCAUUUGUUAUGAGCUGCACACAGGCACUUGAAAAGUGUUUCCUGAAAUGGAGGAAUCACUGUUUGAAAUUGUUUACAAUUUCCCUACAUUUGCCCCAAUCUUAGAUCUUUUCCAUUGCCUUAAAUUAUAUCUGUUGCUUAUAGUUGCUGUUUGUAGUCUCGUGAAUGUCUUGAGAAAGUGCAAAACCAGGAUGGGGAGUUAAUCAUCAUGGGAAGGAUGGUCCAAUCAUAUUUGGUUAGCAUAGUGUUGCCUAGUAAACUUUGAGGGCACAAUAAAGUUACUGAAGCUUUAUGAAAUAUGUGGUUAGCUAUCAUAUAUGUCACUUUGUUGACAAUUAUAUAUGUUUUUAGGUCAUCCAAUAAAGAAAACUGGUCUAGUACCCAAUGAUCCAUCUGCCAAAAUCAAUUAACUUACCAUUACCUCCGAAAGGCACAGCAAUGACAUCUUAUAGACUAAAAGGGAUAUUAGGAUAUUAUAACACACCAUUGUACUUCAGAAUGAUGCACUGUGUAUUGGAUGGCUAAUUUUUUUGACUUUUUAAAACAAUGUUCUUUUACAGUGCCAUAUUAAUGUGAAACUGUUAAUAAAUUUUAAAGUGUAAGCAGUUCAUCAGUUACAAUUUGGAAAACAGCAUAACCCAAUAAUCUUGCUUAAUCUUAUCAGCAGAGUGUUCAUUCAGUUAAUAAGAAUAAGUGCAUUUCUCCAGCUAGUUCUUUUUUUAGCAAAAAUUUAAUUAUGCUGUUAGUUUUUUCGAGUCAGUCAAAAGUCCUGCCCUGCUUCGACAUAUGACAAUGCACGUUGGCUGCCUGUACUCAGUGUAGAAUUUUGCAGGUAGUUGAAGACCACUGGAUAAAAAUAGUAAAGAACUCAGGGAUGUUUAACAGCUAAAAAACAUUACCAACCAUAAAACUGUAUUGUGAACCAAUUUUAUAGAGUUAGCAUGGAAACAGACCUUUCAAUCCAACAUGUCCAUGCUGAUCAGAUCUCUCAAACUAAACUAGAAACGCUUGCCUGUGUUUGGCCCAUAUCCCUCCAAACCUUUCCUAUUCACGUACCUAUCCAAAUGUCUUUUAAAUGUUGUAAUUGUACUUCCAUCCACUACUGUUUCUGGCAGUUUAUUCCAUGUACAACCCUCUGUGUAGAAAAAGUUGCCCUUCAGAUCCCUUUUCAAUCUUUAUCCUCCCACCUUAAAAAUAUAUUCCCUAAGUUUUGAACUCUUUCCCCCGCCACCAGGAGAAAAAGACUCUUGUUAUUCACCUUAUCUAUGCCUCUCAUGAUGUUAUAAACCUCUACAAGGUCACUCCUCAAACUCCAAUGCUCCAGUGAAAGAAAUCCCAGCCUAUUCAGCCUCUCCUUAUAAUUCAAACCCUCUAGUCCUGGCAACAUUCUGGUAAAUCUUUUCUGAAUCUUCUCCAAUAUAAUAAUUGCAAUAGGAAGGAUGAGUGACCAGAACCAUACACGGUGCUCAAAAAGUGGUUUCACAAACAUCCUGUACAACCUCAAUGUGACAUCCUAACUCACCUGUGAUGCAACUUUCAAAGAACUAUGUACCUGAACCCCUAAGUCUCUUUGUUCGACAACACUAUCCAGUCUUUCUCAUAGCAUCAUGUUUCGCCAUUGAUGUAAGCCUUGGAAAUAUGAAGUAGCUCAUGGGGGUGAGAAUAAAGAAAAACAUUUAUUUCAUAAUUUAUAUAAUUUCCAUGACAGUUUAGUCACUGCCUGGAGGAAUGAGACCAUACUCUGCAGAUCAAGAGGUCAAUUUGCUCUUUUUUAACAAUUUCCACAACAAAAAAUGUAAUUAUCCUACUAAUUACUUAUGUAGUAUGUUUAAUGACUGCUUAAAGUGAAAAUACAUCAAUUCCAUGAAAAUCAUGUGAAGUUAAAAGUGAGAUAUUGUUUUUGCAAAGCUAACAGCGGAAUUUCUCAAACUUCCCAGCAAUGUGAGAUUUGCAGUUUACAAAUUAACAAGUUCCCAAGUCAGUUCUCACCUAUUGUAAAGCAAUUUAAAUCUGUCACAAAAAAAUUUUGCUAAUAGUCUCAGCAAAGUAGUAACUCCUUGGUGUAUUGUUCCAGGGAAAUUAGUCCCUCCAAUAUAUCCUAGUCAUUGGCUCUCAUUUGGCUACACUGGUGACGAUGAGGCUGAGUCAUUCACUGAGUUGGCGAAAGUGAUAGCAGUGGUAGCUCAUGCAGUUAAGUAUCCAAAUCCAAAAGUUACAGAUAUCCUGCUUCUCUGCAGGUUGUGCUGUUGGAGUUUUCAUAAAUGGAAUGAACAAAGAAUUAUUGAUUUGGAAGCACAAGCUAAAUUGCCCUAUAUUCUCACGAAAAAUUGAUGAAAAUCUUGGUAAGCCUUGUUCAGUCAGAAAUAACUUGGGUAUUUAAAUAGUGCACUAAGUGAUGACAAUCAAUUUAAUUCCAUCAAAAUAAUUUGUAAAUUUCAGAAAUUUUUAAUUUUUAAAAAUUGUUUUCCCUCAAUCCUGUAUGUUCUGUUCCUUCAUUCUGUAUAACAACAGGUGCAGUUUAUAUUUAUUUGCAACUUAUAUUGCAAAGCAAGAAUUAAUUCCAUUUAUGUCUCCCUUGCAGUCCACAUUGGAUGUAGACCCAAGAUAUUCCUUGUAGAAAUUGCUAAAUUCAAACAGGUGUUUGUAAAGGAGGACAUCUGCCUACAGCCCUAAAACAAAAUAAGUUUUCUUCAAGAUCGAUAGUGUUUACUGUUCCUUCAUCACUGAAUUGGAUAUUUACUUCAUUUUUUGUGGAAGUUGUUAAAAAUAGCUGUUAAAAAUAGCCAAUCAAUCUCUUGAUCCAUGGAGUGUAGUUUUAUUCUUCUUGGUUGUGACUGAAUUGGCAUAGGAAGUGUCACCUGUAUGAGCUAUUUUAUGUUGUCAAGGCAUACAUCAAUGGCAAAACAUGACCCUGUUAGAAAGAAGGAAGUUUGCAGGCACCAAGCAGUUUUUAGUUUAUUUACUUUGCUUAUCUUCAAUAAGUAACUUUUGGCAAACGUACUUUUGAAUUGAACUCUGCAUAGCAAUGACUUUGAUAAUAGGCUAAUAGAACACUAUUUCUUUUUGUAAAUUUGGCUUGCAUUUAUAUGAAAUGUGCUUUUAUUUCCAGAGCUCCUGCUGAUUGUCUACAUUUCCAACCAUUGCACAAAAUUAGCCUUUUAAAUUGAAUUUCAAUGGCGCUAUAGCUUUGGUUUCCUGUGGAUAGAAGUGUGGCAUUGAACUGAAAUUAAGUAAUGAAAAUAUGUAAUAAUUUUUAAAUGUUAGAGUGCAUAGAGAAAGGAAGUUUGAGAAAAUUUAAUAGCUAAACAAUUAAUUCAUUGAAAUUAUAAAUCUUUAGUUAAAUCUUGUAAUUUACCAUGGACAAUCAGACCUUCUUGAUAAGCUGCCUUAGGGAUGAGAAAUGUUGAUCUUGCUGGCAAUGCUUACAUUGCAUGAACAAAUAAAAUGAAAAUUAUUACCAGAAAAACAUCAAAAUGGAAUCCCCUAAUUAAUUUUAAAGAUUUGAAUCAUUAGCCAUUCAAAUACUAUUAUUUGAUUACUGUAUACAAUUUAAAACUUAAGCUGUUCAAAAUUAGGGGAAUUACACCAUGAAGAUGCGUGAUCCAGGCUUUUCCAGGUCUGAAGAUCAAUUUUACAUGGUAUAGAAAUGCUGUCACAGCAGCCACUUGAAGGAUUCUGCUGUACAUGGUAGCAUCCUUGGAAUUAGCUUCUACAUAAUGUAAGAGGAUUGAAUUAAUUUGCACUUGGAGAUAUAGACACUCAGCUGGUAAAUUAUUAAAUGCAAGGUUGCUCUCAAAGAAACUGUAUUUUGACAUUUUUCCAUUACAAUUUAUGCAUACGCUGCAACAAAAUUUAUUUUCU
Messenger RNA from Stegostoma tigrinum, 7241 nucleotides. It is a transcript of the gene sh2b3, whose product is annotated as SH2B adaptor protein 3. The transcript has 8 exons. Gene Ontology annotation, molecular function: transmembrane receptor protein tyrosine kinase adaptor activity. The record is from RefSeq and is a predicted model, not a curated record. Gene Ontology annotation, biological process: intracellular signal transduction. Gene Ontology annotation, cellular component: plasma membrane. The coding region runs from base 394 to 2292 and encodes 632 amino acids. Lineage: Eukaryota; Metazoa; Chordata; Chondrichthyes; Orectolobiformes; Stegostomatidae.